Phyllotreta striolata is the source of this 852-nucleotide messenger RNA. Lineage: Eukaryota; Metazoa; Arthropoda; Insecta; Coleoptera; Chrysomelidae. The record is from the annotation of a GenBank genome assembly.
AUGUGGAAGUGCGGUGGUUUAAUCUCGUUUCAUUUGCUCGUUGUUCUAGUGCAGGGCAAUGUGGCCCAGGACUUUCGGUUGGAUUCUCACCUAGCGGACAGAUCUCUGUUCUAUUUGGCGAAGAACUCGUUCGUCGGCCGAUCGGAGGGCGAUAUAACGAUAAAAAACUGCUCGAUAGAAACCAUAGCGCCGGAGGCGUUUAAAAAUGUGAGAGUGAACAGGAUAAACAUCACCGGUAACCCGUUGAGUGUGCUCAGGAGGAGGAUAUUUAGUUUCGUGGUGGUCGAUGAAAUUUACUUCGAUGGAAACAACAUCAGCGAAAUCGAAACGGGCACGUUCCAUUACAUCUACCCCGUGAAGGAGGAGUCCCUGCAGAUCCUGUCUCUGAGCCACAACAAGCUGAGGAAAAUCAAACGAGGCGUAUUCAGCGGCACUAAUUUCAAGAAACUGAUGCUCAGUUACAACGAAAUUUAUUACAUACAGUAUGCUGCUUUCGAAAAUAUGCCCUACUUGCUGUCGUUGAGUUUGGCCCAUAAUAAAUUGCAAAGCAUUGAUUCGGGAAUAUUUAAUAAUUUUCUGAACCCGACUAUGCUGAGCGUGUCCGACAAUAAAUUGAACUACAUCCAUCCGGUGGCUUUCGAAAAUUCCACGUUUUUAAGUUUGGACUUGCAACGGAAUAAUUUGAGUGACAUCAAGAAGGAAUAUUUUGCUAAUACUUUCAUCGGAUGCCGUCAAGAGCCGCGAACGAACGGAAUAAGAGAGAAGAAAAUCACCAACGCCGGCUAUAGAGAGGCGCGGGACGCGAUGCGGAGGGCGCCGGAUCCUGAUAGUAUGCAAAUCAACGGAAAGUGA